Molecule: messenger RNA, 6394 nt
Organism: Schistosoma rodhaini
Lineage: Eukaryota; Metazoa; Platyhelminthes; Trematoda; Strigeidida; Schistosomatidae
Source: the annotation of a GenBank genome assembly
CAACAGUAUUGAGUAUGAAUAAGAUUUCAUACUUUUGGAUUUUUCAAAUAUCUUAUCACCAUAUUCAAAGUUCCAGGGGCUGGUAAAUUCAUCAGAAGAAGUAAAUCGACUACACGUGCAGUGUUAAAUCUAUGUUAAGGGAAUGAAAGAAUCACUUGAAUUAAUAUUGAAUCAAUUGGCUUUCUUUUAUUUCAGUUGAUUCAGUAGUAAUAGAUGAAAUAGAUCAUGGUUCGAUCUUGAACAGGAGUUAUAUUAAGACCUCUUUAAGGUAAUCACUGGUAUCAAAGUAUUUUAAAAGUGUUCUUGAAAUGCCGUAGCACCGUAAUACCAACGUGCUUUUUUGCAUGUGAAGACAAAAUUAUUUCCAACUCUGUGGUUGUAGUUUAAAAGAAUACAUUCAUGUAAUCAAGAUAUUUUAGUGAUUCAUCAAGACUGCUACUGAAAUAAAACUGUUAGAUGGGAAGGCUAAGCCAAAAAUGUCUCUACAAUGUUCUGGCUUUGUUUUUAUUUUAAUAUGUUAUUUCCUAUCGCACUGUUGGCCAGAUAGAUGAACAAAUUAUCUAAAAUGCAUACAUUUGAAAACCAUUUCGUGCCAAAUUUAUUGUUUUCAAUUUUAUCUACGGUAAUGUAACUGAAAGUCAAAUAUAUAAACCCGUACUUUGUAAUCGGUAAGCGAUGUCGUGAAAGCAAAAUAUGAGCAAUUUAGAAGUACUGUCAUAUACUGCUGAUUAAUUUAUCUGUCUAACUUGUGUUAUCCUCUUUCAAAUCACGCGAUGACUGAACGAAGUUCUUUAUGUAAAUAUCACAAUUUCAUUAUCAACAGUGCUGGGUAAUACAUGAAAAUGGAAUCUUAUUGGAUGUUCAUUUUAUCUGUCCUAUUGUGAUAAAUUUAUUUCAAUUUUUUCACAAAUAAAUGUAUUUAGUCUCUUUUUAUAACUUCUCAAUUGUACUUUCAAAAUUAUAAAAGUGAAGAAAGCAUUUAUUUGAUGUCCAACUUAUUAUUAAGUUGGAUGUGAGAAAAAUAAUACCAGCUAAUCAACCUAUUGAGGCGCAUUUAGGUAUGUAUCAGAAAAUGGUUUUUUAAAACAUAUUCCGUUUUCUUUAGUAUCAAUAGCGUUAACUUUCGUAAUCUAACGUUUGAAUUUGUUUAGAGCAAAAAUAUAUCUGAUAAUUGUCUGUUAUAGUGUGAUAAAGCUAAUAACGUUCUUUUAAAAUACACGCUGAUUAUAAUGAGUGUUUUACGAUUGACGUUGUUGGUAUUAUGAUAGUUUCACAUAUUAUUAUUAUUGUUCUGGUGUUUCUUGUAAUUUAUUAGGUUCAGUUGUUGCCAGUUCCACAUAGUGACCAAAAGGAAUAGGUGACUCUAACUAGUUUUAACAUUGUAAUUGUUAAAACUGUAGUCGAUUCCCUUAGAUAUAUGGGGUUGUGUCUUAAUCGGUCUGUGUAGAAAUUGUAUAAUAGCGACUGUUUUGCGUUUUGCUGUUUGUUUUUAUUUCAACAUUGACAAAUUGUUGAAUAUGUGUGAUACCUUGCAUAUUCUUAUAGCGUCUUUGGGAAGGGAUUUCGGCUUUCGCUACUUCAGUUGUUUCUAGCUCAUUGGGUCCGAAUCCACCAAAUUCGCGAUAUAAUCAUCUUGAUUCUCAACAUCAAGUUUCACAGACAACUUUAUCAGAUUCAUUCCCACAACAUGGAUCUAAUCCAAUUACUUCAGAGGUGAAUAACUCAUAUAUAUCACCCGGUUACGUAACAAUACUUGAUUUGCAUACAUUGAAUUGUGAACAUGAGACUUUGAGAAAACUUGAAAAUGGUACAUCAUCAGUUCGUUUGUGUUCUGCUGUUUCAAAUCCCUCUGACUCAUCAAAUCAAUAUAAUCGUACUAAUCAAAGAGCUCAGUCAUCCUCUCCAAAUAAUCAGCAGACAAGUAUUAAAAUGUCAGGAGUGAAAUACUUGAAUGUUCAUGAAUUUGGUGGGUCGGGAGCUAUUGUCGCUCAUUUCAUGGCUCAUCGUUGGGCUGGUGUUGCGUUCUUAAAGUUUGAUCCAUCUGGAAGUCUCUUGUUCACCGCGUGUAAGCGGGGUCACUCAUUCAAUUUAUUUCGUAUUGCUAAUCAUCCGUUUGACCAGCGUCAAACUUCUGUACAUCACUUAUACAUUUUGGAACGUGGUAAUUUACCAUGUGAGAUUGUGGAUGCUACUUUCUCUCAUGAUUCUCGGUGGGUAGCUGUUAGCAGCAAUCAUGGAACUACACAUGUUUUCCCUGUUACUGCUUAUGGAGGUCCGAUCACUGUUCGUACGCAUACUCGACCUCACGUUGUGAAUCGUACUUCAAGAUAUCAUCGAUCAUCCGGUUUAGAAGAGUAUCAUCUAACCAGACCACAACCUGAGAGAGGUGCAACUGAGUCAACUGGUCUUAGCAGUAAUUCGUCUAGCAACUCUAUCAAUAUCCCGUGCCAAAUUCCCCAGUCUAGUUCUAUGAAGCAUCUUUAUACCAUCCGUAGUCAGUCGUCUGGUUUCGCAUCUGGUGUGUCUAGAGCGACGUCGAAUUUUUGUCAAACUGCACCGAUUGCAGGUUUUGCACCUCAGUGCCCUCAUCUAGGAUUUACAGCUUUCAUGACUCCGCUCAAAGAAAACCCUGACUGUUGUAUUAAUGAAAGGAGUUCAAAUUCCUCGUCGAUUCCUGCUGGUGACUCAGCAUUGUCUGAUGCAUCACUAUUUUUCACACAUUCAAAUCCAUUUUCAGAAUCAUCCAGUGGUCAUUUUCAUGUUUUUGAACAACCUACUAUGUUUCUAAAUAGUGAAGGAUUAUGUGCUUGUCCACCGAACGCGUUGUAUAACACUACUAAUUCUCGGUUGCCUCCCUAUCCAGAACCUUGUCGAGUUAAAGCUGAAGCAAGAUUGAAACCAUCUAGUGGUAAUAGUGUAACGUCUAUUGCUCGAGGCGCCGCCAGUAGUGCUUUUGAAGCUGUAACACCUAUGAAGAAUAUAAAUGCAGUAAUAGUUAAUCGUCAUUUAUCAUCUGUUAAAUCAUGUUAUUCUGAUCCUAAUCAUGUUCACUGCCCUGAAGUGUGCACAUAUACACAAUUGCCUGUUAGUACAGCAUCUCGCCCUUCUCUUCAUUCACGCAAGCAUAAUCGGCGUCACAAAAGUGGGCAAUCACUUCAAAAUUUGAAUCAAGAUAUAUCUAGUCCAACAAGUAGUGUUAGAGCUGCACGUUUUGGACCUCCUGUAUGUUUCCUUCCUAAUCAACUUCGUCUAAAUAAUGUUUCUUCAGACUAUCGUAGUGACCCGUAUGUCGGAAAAUCUCGUGCUGUGGAUGCAUUAUUUAUUUUGACAGCCGAUCUUCGCUUAAUAGAAUACGAUUUAUGUGUUAGUGCAGAUGAUACAGCUACAGUCGGUGGGAAAUUAUAUCAGGAUGGUUCAAUUCGUCUAGAUUGUGUACCUGUCGGUGAAUGGAACUUACAUACAGAUGCUGUGUACCUGCCUCCAUUUCCUAAGCAGCAUCCGCUUAUUUUAGCCUCUUCUACACUUCAAGCAAGAUGUAAAACGAAUAGGCUUAAAUCGGACCACGCUUCUAAUUUAAAGAUGGAUGGUCGAAGUGAAAUUUCAUUAGAAUCUGACAACAAUCGGUCGUCCACAUCUACAAAUUACGAAAAAAUCAUAUCAACGUUAAAAUCUAGUUUACCUUCAUCUAAUAGCAGUCAAAUGAAAUCUGGAUUGUUAGAAGUAAAAACAAGCAUCGAAGAUAUUAAUAAUAAUGAUGAUAAUAAGCGAAAGAAUAAUAAUGAUGAAGAUGAUAAUGCUGUCACUCCUGCUGGAUGGACUGCUGAAGAUGUUGCUUCUUACUGGUAUAGUCAAGUUGAAAUAACUACACAUUUAGGACCUUUACGUCGUGUUUGGAUGGGUCCACAGUUCACUUUUCAUACUUAUUCAAAACAACGCGAUUGGGGUGGUUGUGAUUUACGGUUUUCAUCAUUCAAUAGUUGUGGUUCUUCAAAUAAUAAUAAUAUAUCUAGUACCACACAAAUUGGCUCUACUGCAGGAAACCUAACAACAGCAUUACAUCCUACUCUUUUAGAAGCAUUCACAUUAAAUGCACCAUUUGUAUUGCCGCCUUUAAUAGAUAUGACUAGUGAGUUAUUAAUUAAAGAUCGAUAUCCUGCCACAUUCAUACCAUCAUCACAUGGUUCCAAUAGUAGUUUAAAUAUGAUUCCAUAUCAAGGUUCUUCAACCUCUUCUACUUCCUCUGUUCAUGCUUUUAUUCAUCCACAUCCUCAACAUCAUCCAAAUAUCGCUUUGACUGCAAUUAAUCGUAAUGCCACUUCAUCCAAAACAAUUAUGUUACCAAGACUACCAUCAGGUUUAUUAUUGGAUUCACAUGCUAGUUUCAAUAGUGCACAGUUAAGAUGGCGUAAUUCGUCAGGUGAACCAACCCGUCCACUUAGUAUUGCUGGUGGUAUUGGACCAAGCGGUGAGACGAUUGUAAUUGAAGGUGGGAGUUAUCAAGACUCAAGUUUGGGUAGUUCUUUAUCUAGUUUAGUUGGUCGCGGUACGGAUGAUUUGGCUCAGUCGAUUGCUGAAGCUAUACAAGAUGAGGAAACUAACUGGAAUGCAGAUAAAAGCUCUACCAACUUACCACAAUUGUCAACUGUUAACAGUAAUCGUGGUGUAUGGCAGUUCAGUGUUAAAUCUACUACCAUCUCACCGGGUUCAACUAAUAUUAGUGGAGGUAGCGGUCCCGGAUUAUUUCGACUGUAUGGUACUGGUAAUAUUCCAGUUCACUCUGUAUUAACAGAAGCUGAUUUCCCCAGUCAAGAUACCUCACCAUCAUCAGAUCUGGAUAACUUUUCAUCAAAACAUGAAUUGUUAGACAAUUCACCAAUUAAAAUGAACAAAGAUUCUAAAAAAAAUAAGACGAAGAAUAACACAAACAAUAUUUAUCAAAAUGAAAAUUUAUCAUCAAACGUUAAUCUAUUAACAAAUAAAAGCGUUAAACGGAAACAUGGUAAAAAAAGGUCAAAAAUGAAACGUCAUUCUGCUGUCAUUAGUGAUGAGUUCACCGCUCCAACUUCAGCAAUAACAAAUCUUUAUCCAUCGGGUUAUGAAAGUUUAAGCGAUUCACCAAUAAUUCAAAAUUUGUAUUAUAAUUCUUCAGAUUUAUCAACAUUUUCAUUACCAGGUGAUUUACAAGUCAAUACAACAUAUGACAGUGAUAAUAUGAUGAUGAUGGCUAGUAGUCUAUCCAAUCUUCGUUGUAAUCAAAAUUCAUUGAUCGACAAUGAGAAGAAUACUAAGUUAAGUAUGGAAACAUUUCAAAUUGAAGAGAAUUCACAAAAUAAAUUGGAGUAUCCUAACGAAAUAAAAAAUUUCAAUGCUGUUAGUGAUGAUGAAAAUAAUAAAAGUUGCUAGACAAAAAACUGGACACACUGAUGAAAGCAAUAGAUAGAAUUAUCAACCAAACUAUUUAUUGUGUACAAAACAUCUCCUUACGCAAUAUUUAAUUCGUAAUAAUUAUUAUUCAUGAAGUUCUCUAUCAAUGAAUCUUAUGAUGGAAUAACUGGAUAAUAUAACACCCAUCUGCAUAGGGUAGAUGAUUUUUGUUCUAAAAUAAAAUCCUACCCUCUCCUAUUGAAUCAUUAUGAAUCAUAACAACUACACGUCCGACUAAUAUUUCAUUUAUUCAAAUCUAUGUUUAUGUACCCAGGUGCUAUUUUUCUACUAUUUAGAUAUCAUGCCUCUUUUUCAAAUUUAGGAUUUCAUUUUUAUCCGCUUCCUCCAGUUUACAUUCAUUCUACAAUAAAACAUUUCGAAAUAAAAAAGAGAUAAACAAAUUUCUGUUCAUUUUAAAGUCAUUUUUUUGUUCAGUGGUUCCUUUUUUUAUUGUUUCGCUCCUAUUAACCAACCUAUUAACAUAAUAUAUAGGCAAAAUACUUCUUGAUUAUGACUAACUCUACCGCUGUUUGUUUGUUUCUUCGAAUUACUUUUUUUCCACCAUAUUAACAAAACAACACACUCACCAUACUGAUAAUCUUUAUUUUGUUUUGCUAACUUUUGUUUGCCAUUUUUCUGUCAUUUGUGUGCGCAUGUCGGUAUUAUUCUUCAUCGUUUUUUGUCUCAGGUUACGAUUAAAAUGUGUAACCUGAUAUUCCCUCUUUCUCUUCGUAUGCACACAAAUAUACUUAUCUAUGAAAUACGUAAUAGACAAAAUACAUUCGAAAGUGUAAUUAAUAUUUCUUAAACGUUUUUCCCCACUCUUUUAUUUCUUUUGUGCGCCAGAAUAUCUGUUUUACUACAUUUUGAGGUUUCUUUUAAAGUAUAAAAAGAGAUUGAUAAUAAUACCAUUGUCAUUCUAGCAAAUAUAUAAGAGACAUACAAUAACAAGUCUCAUUUUUAGUUAAGU